AAAAUCUUGUCUCCUGGAACGUUCUAAUCAGUUCUUAUGCAGAGAUGGAGAUGCCUUGGAAGUCCACCACAAGAUGGAACGGGAGGCACUGAAACCGGAUGAUUCAUUUCGUUUUCUCUGAAGGAGCAAAAGCUGUUUUUGAUACAGUUACUUCCAAGGACGUUGUUUUAUAGACUGAUUUGCUCAUGGCUUACUCUCAAAACGGGGAUCCAAAAUAGGCGCUUCUUGUUACUCCAAAUACCGUGGAUAGCGUCGAAAGCAAGGACAUCGUAACUUGGAACGUUAUAGAAAUGGCCAUGGACGAGAAACAGUCGGCUUUACCAAAAGUAAAGCCGACUGUAGUAGACAUCCUGGAGGAGGCACUCAUAUGGAUUCGUGGAGGCUGUUAUUUAAGUUGAUCGGGCUUUUUCCUUAGGUAACGAGUAUCUGAUGGCAGUGCUCUUGUUCUCCGGUAACGCAAGGCUAGAAUUAUGGAGCAAAGUGCACAUAGGCUAUGGUAGAGCUCGGCAAAAGAGGGCGCCAUGGAAUGUAAGAGCAGGCUGUGGCGUUAGAGCGUCGUUAGACGCACUCGUCUUCGACUGUGACGGGGUAAUUCUCGAGUCGGAAGAUUUGCACAGGCGAGCCUACAAUGCGACGUUCGAGAAUUUUGAGGUCCGGUGUCCAGGGAAUAAGUCCCCAGUUGUGUGGAGCACAGAAUUCUACGACGAGCUGCAGAACCAAAUUGGAGGAGGAAAGCCAAAGAUGAGAUGGUACUUCAAUAGGAACGGCUGGCCUUCCUCGAGCUUGUAUAGCUCGCUCAAAGAUGACGAUGAGAAGGUUCAGCUCAUCGACACACUUCAGGAUUGGAAGACAAAUAAAUACAAAGAUAUCAUUGCGUCUGGAGCGGUUGAGCCACGACCAGGAGUUCUUCGCCUAAUGGAUGAAGCUCGUGAUAUGGGAAUUAAGGUGGCUGUUUGCUCAGCUGCAACAAAGAGCUCUGUAGUAUUUUGUCUCACGAAUUUGCUUGGCAAGGAAAGGUUUCAGCAAUUAGAUUGCUUUCUAGCAGGCGAUGAUGUCGAAGAAAAGAAGCCCAAUCCAAUGAUCUACAAAGUCGCAGUAGAGAAACUUGGAGCAACCCCGGACAAGUGUAUCGUGAUAGAAGACAGCGUCAUUGGUCUCAAAGCAGCAGUGGGUGCUGGUAUGAAAUGCGUAGUGACUUUCACAAGUUCUACAAGCAAGCAGGAUUUUAGCGAAGCUGCAGCUGUAUUCUCCAGCUUGGAAACCGUGAGUUUGGAUCACCUCGUGAAGUUACUGGACGAACGUGUGAUUGCUACUGGUUAAAUUCGUCUAUGAGCUUAAGGGAGAGUUCUUUCGCCAACAUAAAUCGACAUGGGUUCCAGCUGGUAUACCGUUAGAAUAGAAGUUUCAUGCAAUGCAAACUUUGUGUCAGUGAAACACGACUGUUUUGCCGAUA
Messenger RNA from Selaginella moellendorffii, 1453 nucleotides. RefSeq names its product haloacid dehalogenase-like hydrolase domain-containing protein At4g39970. Gene Ontology annotation, molecular function: hydrolase activity. NCBI's taxonomy places the organism in Eukaryota, Viridiplantae, Streptophyta, Lycopodiopsida, Selaginellales, Selaginellaceae. The transcript is spliced from 12 exons. The coding region runs from base 430 to 1320 and encodes 296 amino acids. The record is from RefSeq and is a predicted model, not a curated record.